ACUUGUGUUUUAACACCUGGACUACAUAUCUGCUUAUUAGUCUUACCUGGACGUGAACUCCUGAACCAUGCCAGCGUCUUCUACCCCCUUACUCUGUGUCGGGGACUAUGAGGAUUACGCCAAGGGCAAACUCCCUGCUAUGGUUGAGGAUUAUUUUAAGGCGGGAUCAUCGUCGGAGCAGACACUGAAGGAAAACGCGCUGGUGUAUAAGAGAUACCGGUUUCGUCCCCGCGUGCUGAAGGAUGUAUCCAAGAGGGACAUGUCCACUACAGUGCUGGGCAGCCCGGUCAGCUGUCCAGUAGGCGUGGCACCAAUGUCCAUGUGCCGGAUGGCCCAUCUGGAUGGGGAGAUGGGAAUAGCUAAAGCCUGUGAGCGACUCCAGCUCCCCUUUGGUCUCUCCACCGUCUCAACAUUUAGCAUUGAAGACAUAGCAGUCGGAGCUCCCAACAGCGUCAGGUGGUUCCAACUCUACAUAUUCAAGGAACGUCGCCUGACGGAAACGCUGGUGCGGAGAGCUGAGGCGGCUGGGUUCUCUGCCCUUGUUUUGACGGUAGAUGCGCCGUUUGCCGGCAGGAGGCUGUCUACUAUGAGGGGAGGAUUUACACUUCCGGGUCACCUCAGAUUGCCGAACAUCGACGCUUCUGAUGGCAUAUUCAAAUCUUUGAGAACUGAUGCAGCCAAUGUGCCAUAUUUGGAAGUUGUUGGGAGUCAGUUGGAUCCAUCGAUCACGUGGGAUGACGUCAAAUGGCUUCUAAACUUCACCCGAUUGCCUGUAAUUGUCAAGGGAGUUUUAAAUGCUGAAGAUGCGAGGAAGGCAGUAUCUCACGGUGUGGCGGCUAUCUGGGUGUCAAAUCACGGCGGGCGACAAUUAGACAGUGUACCGGCCUCGUUAGAUGUUCUCGCUGAGGUUGUGGACGCUGUCGGUGGUCGUUGUGAGGUGUACGUGGACGGUGGCGUCAGGAGUGGAUAUGACGUCAUCAAGGCUAUAGCAAUCGGCGCCAGGGCAGCGUUCAUCGGCAGGCCAGCAUUAUGGGGACUCGUCCACAAGGGCACAGAGGGCGUUGUUAAUCUGCUGCAGUUGGUAAAGGAUGAAGUGGACAACGCAAUGGCGCUCCUUGGUGUCUCAAGCCUCGGAGAACUGAACAGAAGUCACGUGACACACGAGUCCUUGCUUCCUAAGCUCUAAUCUCACAGUGGUAUCGGUAGAGAUGUGACAAAGCGAAGUUGUAACACCCCUGCUACAAAGGAUUGCAGUGAUUAAGUGAAUCGUAUUUUGCGGCAUCGGUUUGUUCGAGGUUAUUCGGCUACUGCACAGAGAUGUGUCUAUAUAUAUUGUAACAAAUAUAGAACGGUGAAAUGUCCAUGGAUGCAUACCCACCUGAACUUAUGUAAUAAAUACAGGAUUAUUGUUUUA
Molecule: messenger RNA, 1414 nt
Organism: Haliotis rubra (blacklip abalone)
Lineage: Eukaryota; Metazoa; Mollusca; Gastropoda; Lepetellida; Haliotidae
Product: hydroxyacid oxidase 1-like
Exons: 8
Coding region: 68-1186 (372 amino acids)
Molecular function (GO): FMN binding; oxidoreductase activity
Source: RefSeq, a predicted model, not a curated record